AAAGAAAAAGAAAAAUUAUAUGUAGAGAGAGACGUACCUCAUAGUCUUCGAUCUAUAUUAGCUAAGCUUUCCUCCUCUUGGAAAAAUCUGAGAUUUUAGUUCACGGGAGGCAGGGUUUUGAGAAGAUUUACUCGCAAAUCAUUGUCGGUCACUGAAAAAGUUUUGCAUAUUUCCAGGAAAUCUUUCUCUCCCUCUCUGUCUGUGAUUGCAGUUGCACUCGGAGUGGGAGAUUUUCAAGCACCAGUUACUUCAAUUCAUGCGAUCUGCCCAUUAUGGCAUUGAAGCCAAAUUCAGCUGAUGGUAGGACUAGGAGUUCGGUGCAACUUUUUAUUGUAGUUGGGUUGUGUUGUUUCUUCUACAUAUUGGGUGCUUGGCAGAGAAGUGGAUUCGGCAAGGGUGAUAGUCUAGCUCUGGAAAUAACCAAAAACACCGCAGAUUGUAAUAUAGUGCCAAGUCUAAACUUUGAGACUCAUCAUGGUGGUGAAGCUGUGACUGUCGAUGAAUCUGAAUCAAAACCCAAAGUGAUUGAACCAUGUCAUACCCGUUACACCGAUUACACUCCUUGCCAAGAUCAGAAGCGGGCAAUGACUUUUCCUAGAGAUAACAUGAUAUAUCGAGAGAGGCAUUGUCCUCCUGAAAAGGAGAAGCUACAUUGCCUGAUACCAGCUCCCAAAGGUUAUGUAACUCCAUUUCCUUGGCCAAAGAGUCGUGAUUAUGUGCCCUAUGCAAAUGCACCAUAUAAGAGCCUGACAGUUGAGAAGGCUAUUCAGAAUUGGAUUCAAUACGAGGGUAAUGUAUUUAGGUUCCCAGGUGGAGGAACACAAUUUCCUCAAGGGGCUGAUAAGUAUAUUGAUCAGCUUGCUUCAGUCAUUCCAAUUAAGAAUGGGACAGUCAGAACUGCACUUGACACUGGCUGCGGGGUUGCAAGUUGGGGUGCAUACCUUUGGAGUAGAAAUGUUAUUGCAAUGUCAUUUGCACCAAGAGACUCACAUGAAGCGCAGGUGCAGUUCGCUCUUGAACGGGGUGUUCCUGCUGUCAUUGGUGUUCUUGGUUCUAUUAGGAUGCCAUAUCCAUCCAAUGCAUUUGACAUGGCUCAUUGUUCUCGUUGCCUAAUUCCAUGGGGAGCAAAUGAUGGCCUCUACAUGCGUGAAGUUGACCGAGUCCUUAGACCUGGUGGUUACUGGGUUCUUUCUGGUCCACCAAUCAAUUGGAAGAAUAAUUACAAAGCAUGGCAGCGUCCUAAAGAGGAACUGCAGGAGGAGCAGAGAAAGAUUGAAGAAACUGCAAAACUUCUAUGUUGGGAAAAGAAGUCUGAGAAGGGUGAGAUUGCCAUUUGGCAAAAGCGUGCAAAUGGCGAUUCAUGCAGUAAAAGACGAAAUGAUUUGCAAGCUACUUUUUGUAACUCUGCAGAUGCAGAUGACAUCUGGUACAAGAAAAUGGAGGCAUGCAUAACUCCUUAUCCUGAUGACGUUGCUGGUGGGAAGCUGAAGGCAUUUCCUGAAAGGCUUUAUGCAGUCCCUCCAAGAAUUUCCAGUGGUUCUAUACCUGGGAUUUCUGUUGAUACUUUCAUGGAAGACAGCAAACUAUGGAAGAAGCAUGUGAAUGCUUAUAGGAGGAUUAAUAAGCUUAUUGAUUCAGGGCGGUACCGCAACAUUAUGGACAUGAACGCUGGUUUGGGAGGAUUUGCUGCGGCAAUUCAAUCUCCCAAGUUGUGGGUCAUGAAUGUUAUGCCAACCAUAGCUGAGAAAAAUACUUUGGGUGUCAUAUAUGAGCGUGGAUUAAUCGGCAUUUAUCAUGACUGGUGUGAAGCAUUCUCCACAUACCCACGGACAUAUGACCUUAUUCAUGCCAAUGGUGUGUUUAGUUUGUACAAAGACAAAUGUGAUUUCAAGGACAUUCUUCUGGAGAUGGACAGGAUUUUGCGGCCAGAAGGUUCAGUGAUAUUCCGGGAUGAAGUAGAUGUUCUGAUUAAGGUGAAGAAGAUAGUAGGAGGAAUGAGGUGGGAUACUAAAAUGGUUGAUCAUGAAGAUGGUCCUUUGGUCCCUAAUAAGAUACUGGUUGCUGUCAAGCAGUAUUGGGUUGCUGGUGGCAACUCCACAUCCACACAGUGACAUGAUAGAAUGGAAAAGUCGAAAUCCCGUUGUGUUGGUAAGCCGGUGAUUCCAUUGUACAACUCCUAACUGAACUUUCCUAAGCUUGGGAAUUUGAAUUUCCUCGACACAAGUGCUUGGCAUAAGGAGGAGAGUUCCAGUUGGACUACUUGUUACAUGAAUUAAGCUUUACUGCAUUCAAAAUUUGCCCAUGUUCUUUAUCUCUGUAAUUUAUUACAGAGGGACCUUGAGAACCUAUGCAUCUGAGGUUUAUGUUUUUUUGUUUUUUUUUUUUCUUUCAAUUUUUUAGCACUAAAAUGAACCCUACAGGCUACAACCUGCAUUGUUGACCAGAAGUAGUUGAACUCUUAAUACCGAGGACACUCUUUUGUCAUUUGAUUCAAUGGUAUUCUGUUUGAUUGAAAAA
Molecule: messenger RNA, 2517 nt
Organism: Tripterygium wilfordii
Lineage: Eukaryota; Viridiplantae; Streptophyta; Magnoliopsida; Celastrales; Celastraceae
Product: probable methyltransferase PMT2
Exons: 7
Coding region: 273-2111 (612 amino acids)
Cellular component (GO): trans-Golgi network; cytoplasm; endosome
Molecular function (GO): methyltransferase activity
Source: RefSeq, a predicted model, not a curated record